CUCUUUCUUCCCAACAUGCUCAUGGCUCCCGUCUGCGAGGCUCCCCAUCUUCACAGGCGGCCAAUCCAGCAAUAUAACGGCAAUUGAGUGUUGCCAUAACCAGUACAUCUGAAACCAUGGCUUCUGCUAAUUACGUAUGCCUCCCGACGUGUUGUGCGUGCGUGGUUGCUUGGUUUUAACGGAAGCAGAUGUCUCCCACUUCCUCGACAACAACGCCAACAUGGCACCAGUUUGAGCGGAAGGUUGAUGAGGUAAAGCCAUCUAAGACUGACAUUAACUAUCUUGUUAUGGACUACCUCAUCACAAAUGGAUAUCCAGCCGCUGCGAAGAAGUUCGCUUCAGAGGCCAACAUCCAACCCAGGGCAGAUGUAGAGGCUAUUCAAGAAAGAGUAGAAAUUCGCACUGCCAUUCACUCGGGGGAUAUCCAAGCUGCGAUCGAAAAGAUCAACGAGCUCAAUCCACAGAUCUUGGAUGAAAAUCCACCCCUGCAUUUUGCACUGCUACGUUUGCAACUUGUGGAGCUGAUUCGCUCGUGCACAUCUAAACCCGACGGAGAUAUCACUCCUGCCCUCGAGUUUGCGACAUCGCAACUCGCACCCCGGGCUCCCACAAACCCUCAGUUCUUGGAGGAUCUUGAGAGGACGCUGGCGCUCCUCAUCUUCCCCACUGAGAACCUUACACCUGCUCUAGCCCCUCUUCUACAUCCUGACUUGCGUAAAGAUAUAGCCACUAGCGUGAACGAAGCCAUCCUGCAGAAUCAGGGCGCUCGUAAAGAAGCACGAUUGCGCAAUCUGGUCAAGUUGCGUGCCUGGGCGGAACAAAAGGCCCGUGAAGCUAAGAAGGACAUCCCAGAGAAACUAGAUUUGGGCCUCAGCGAUAAUAACACCAAGGGUCAUAACGGCGCGUCUAACGAUACCUUGAUGGCCAAUAACGGAGACGUUGAUCCAAUGAUCUCUUGAUAGAUUUGGCCAGCGAGCUCGGCUAAUCAUACUGUAGUGCGAUAUCACGACCCAUUUUAAUGACUGUUACCACCGGCGUUGCCAACUAUAGCGAGGUGUUUGGCGCAGAUACACAUUGGCCAAGACGAUUGCCUAGAUACCUUUGUAGCAAACUUAUCUUAAUACAAAGUCACUACCGUUAGAUCUCAAACUUACAUACUUUGCAAUCUCAAUUGCUGAUGUUCUAUUUGCAUCCAACAACCUAGCCAUUUGUGUUUUAUCGGCGUUGAGGGCGGAUCUCGCUCCACCAAACCACGAUGUGCCGCAAUGAUGAUACAACUCACUUGUCGACGUCAGCCAGAAGUCGAUUAGCUUCGUGUACCUUUUAAUACUACAUAGUACAUAGCAAUGUAGAUCAUUAUAGUAUUGUGGGUUUUCAAGUCAAACGUAAGACUUUCAUGGCACUCGAUGGCAUUGAAUCAUGGUGACGAUAUGAUCGUCGAAAAAAAUUUGAACUUUGACUGACUAGGUUGAGUGCGGUGUAAUGC
Molecule: messenger RNA, 1486 nt
Organism: Aspergillus pseudotamarii
Lineage: Eukaryota; Fungi; Ascomycota; Eurotiomycetes; Eurotiales; Aspergillaceae
Exons: 3
Coding region: 189-959 (256 amino acids)
Biological process (GO): proteasome-mediated ubiquitin-dependent protein catabolic process
Cellular component (GO): cytoplasm; nucleus
Molecular function (GO): protein binding
Source: RefSeq, a predicted model, not a curated record